Messenger RNA from Silurus meridionalis, 2043 nucleotides. Its product is annotated as zinc finger protein 543-like. Gene Ontology annotation, biological process: regulation of transcription by RNA polymerase II. Lineage: Eukaryota; Metazoa; Chordata; Actinopteri; Siluriformes; Siluridae. The record is from RefSeq and is a predicted model, not a curated record. Gene Ontology annotation, molecular function: DNA-binding transcription factor activity; RNA polymerase II cis-regulatory region sequence-specific DNA binding.
UUAGACUUUUCUACCAGCCCAGGAGAAAGAAAGCGCAGAAGAACGCUGUGGAAAGCUUCUGGUGUUGUUUGUAAGCAUGUCGUGGAGGUGUAGUGUUCGUGGGUGUGGGAAACGUAACCAGGCCAAAGCUAAAGACGUCGUCAUUCACCGUUUCCCCGAGAAAGACCCGGAGCUCUGCGCCACAUGGAUGUCUGCGAUCGGCAGAGACGCGAACAAAACGCAGAGGAAAUACGCGUCUUUGCGGGUCUGCAGUCAGCACUUCACUCCUGACGACUAUGAGAGGGAUUUGAAGGCGGAAUUAUUGGGGUGUCCACCUAAAAAGCUCUUGAAGAAAACAGCGGUUCCGUCCAUCUUCCAGGGGAAACGGAAGCCGGGAAGGAGGCAGACUCCGAGUAAUCAUCAACCACAGGUGUCAUUUGAAAAAGAAAACGCACCUGCUCCUCUCUCAACAUGCUCUGAUGUGGAAGAGAUGUCAUGGCUGAAAGCUAUUAAGAGCCUUCAGACUCCUCAAGGAUCGAACAUCUUCAAAAGUCGUGAGGUGAUGGUGAACACGCAGUGUCUGCUGGAGCUCUUCCAGUUCUGCUGGUUUUGUCAGAAAGAGUGCUGCAUCACCAUCGAGGGCAACGAGAAGCUGUUUUCAGUCGUGCAGGACUGCCAGAGUUGUGGUUACCACAGAGAAUGGAGGAGUCGCCCACCUUCAACAGAACCUUCACACUCCAUUCAUAAUGAGGUUGUGGUUCAGACUGGGUCUUCAGGUAACGAGCGCAGCAAGCAGAGCCAUGAGCAAGUAUCCGGUCAAGAAGAUGUCUCGUGUUUAUCUAGCAACGAUGAAGGAGCAAGUCUGCAGGAAGAGGAAGCGAAGACAAGAAAGGAGGAGGUCAGUUCUGAUGAGCCGGAGCUACAUUCAGACGAUGAGGCCAAAGACUCUGAUGUGUCCAUGGAUGAAGAUCUGUUCACAGCGUUAAAGGAGGAGGGUCAGGGCAAGCUUUUGGUUUGGUGUACGCAGUGUAGAGCCGAGGCCUCGCUCUCCUGUUCUGUCCGUCACCACAAGAAAUGGUUCUGCUGCGCCCAGUGCGGUACAGGAGACGCUUGUCUGGAAACGCUCCCCGUCCGGUUCGAGGACGUGGCCAGUUUCCAGAACCACGCCGAACAGGAGCACGGAUCCAAACCGUUCUAUAUUCUGUGUCAGGAUUGCGGGAAGUUUCCUCGCGAUAAAGAGCACGUCUGCGAACAUAAAGUCAAAUUCGUCGUGUGUCCGGAGUGCGGGAAGAGAUUCCUGACCGAAGGCGGCCUGAAGACGCACUACACUCAGCUCCAUUCCGACUACGACCACCCGUGCAAGUACUGCCUGAAGGUCUUCAAAACAAGAUCCACCAAACUGGAACACGAGCAGACCCAUCCUAAAGAGAAUCAACCGUACAGCUGUCCCGACUGUCCGCAGAAGUUCGGCAACAUUUACAAGCGCAACGAGCACGUCAGGUCGCACCGAGGUCCGCACAAGUACGCGUGCGGCGUGUGUAAGAAAGGGUUUCGGGAUAUCAACAGACUGAGGAGACACAAGCUGAUCCACUCCGGAGAAAAGCCCUUCAAAUGCCAGGUGUGCGAGCGCUCCUUUAACCGGAUGGAAAACCUCGGCGCUCACAUGCGCGUCCACACCGGGGAACGGCCUUUCACGUGCGAGCAGUGCGGCGAGUCGUUCAGUCACAACGUCAGCCUGAAGAACCACAAGCAGCGAAACCACGACUCGGGUUCACCUCCAGAGAAAGAACUGGGAAAUGAGGUGGAGAAAGAAGUGCUACAUGAUGUCGAGAAUAAGGUAAUACAGCAGGGGGCGCUGUAGAAAUUGUUUUACUUUGGUGCAAGAUCUCAACAGGAACAAUGUUUUUUCCAAAGAAGUUGUGAAUCUGCAGAAGCCGCUCUGUUUGCUAUUACUGUCCUACCUUCAUAGAGUGUGGCGUGUGUGUGUGUGUGUGUGUGUGUGUGUGUGUGUCAUGUUUGCACAUGAAGACUACUGACUUGAAUAAAUUCGGCACUUUUCUCUUA